AUGUUCAUGUGUGUGUUGCAUUGAUAACGAGGGUGUGUGUGUUCCCUGUGUGACAUGUGAGAGGAUCGAUAUGGACUGAAACCAGCGCCCGUGAUGGAAACACGGUGAGGACAGGAGGUUAUUAUGGCGGACCCAGAGGUGUCAACACAGAGCGGGGGCUACGAUGUGGAGCUGUUUGUGGACUCCCCAGACUACGACCUGAUCUGCACCAUAUGUCAGGGCGUCCUCAGGUGUCCAGUGAGAGCUGCGUGCCACCACAUCUUCUGCAAGAAAUGCAUCCUACAGUGGCUCAAGAGACAGGAGACAUGUCCCUGCUGCAGAAAGUCCGUCAACCCGAGCUUGAUCUUUGUCAUGUUCAAGCUGAGCAAAUCUAUUGGACGCAUGAAGGUCAAGUGUAAGAAUGAGAUCCGUGGUUGUGCAGAGACCUUUCCCCUCUCAGAGCAGUACUGCCACAGUAUGAGCUGUCUGUAUGAGCUCAUCCCCUGUCCCUACCAGGGCUGUCGGGCUCAGCUCCUGCGCAGGGAUCUGGACAUCCACGCACGCCACUGUGAGCACUGGCGUCAGCCCUGCCACAUGGGCUGCGGGACGAUACUCUCCCACCGCACCCAGGCCCAACACAACUGCUACAAGCAGCUGAGGCAGGAGUACGAGGCCAGGCAGAAGAACCACAGGGCCAUCGCCACUGCCCUGCAGAGGAAGAUGAGGAGGAUGCAGAGCACCAUGGCAUACAUGAAGAGGCAGAUAGGGCUAAUCUGUGAGAGCCUGGAGGUGAUGGACGAUCUGCACGAAGACGAGGAGGAGGACCUCGGAGAGAGCAGUGGCAGCUCCGGUGGGACGCCAGGCGACAACUUAGGCACCGGCUGAGAGACAAGUUCCUGCUGCUGUUUCUUCUCCAUGUGUGUAUUUCUUUGAAGAUGUGUGUGUUUUUUUUAAAUAUGUAGGAUUGAAUUGAGUGGAUUUGU
Molecule: messenger RNA, 962 nt
Organism: Hippoglossus stenolepis (Pacific halibut)
Lineage: Eukaryota; Metazoa; Chordata; Actinopteri; Pleuronectiformes; Pleuronectidae
Gene: rnf151
Product: ring finger protein 151
Exons: 4
Coding region: 124-864 (246 amino acids)
Biological process (GO): regulation of canonical NF-kappaB signal transduction; positive regulation of JNK cascade
Cellular component (GO): plasma membrane signaling receptor complex
Molecular function (GO): zinc ion binding
Source: RefSeq, a predicted model, not a curated record